This is a messenger RNA of Suillus bovinus, 699 nucleotides long. RefSeq lists its product as uncharacterized. Bases 1 to 699 code for a protein of 232 amino acids. Lineage: Eukaryota; Fungi; Basidiomycota; Agaricomycetes; Boletales; Suillaceae. The transcript has 6 exons. The record is from RefSeq and is a predicted model, not a curated record.
AUGGCUAAGCGCACUGCAUCCAACAAUGAUCAAUGCGCCCCAAAGUGGUCUAGAAUGACCAAAGGAACUUAUCUGGUGACACCAUCACCCAAGGCGGAUGAAGGCGCCUGGCGCAUUCUAGAAAAUUUCCUUCUCACUGAUGCCACAUAUCCUCAGACAGAAGAGGUGUUCAAAUCCUACUUGGGUGAUCAGUACUCAGCGGAGGACUGGAAGGACACCCUAGCCGCGUUGUUCUCUGGUGAUGGCAAUGACACGAUUGCGCUAGCAAAUCUUCGCACCCUGAAGGCCAUUUACAUACCCCAGGCCUCCACUAUACCAUUUAAUCAACAAGUGUAUCCCUAUAUCAAUGAUACAGCAGAAGUUGACAACAACAAUGACGAUCUCCUCGAGGAGGAGGAGGGGGAGGAGGGGGAACAUAGGCUAUCUAAUCGCUUCAUUGAUGACCAAGCAAGGGAAUCCGACGAUGAGGACGAUGAGGUGGAGGAUAGAAAUGGCCCCUCCAUGAAAAUGUCUGAUGUUGUGUCCUUGCCAGGCUCAUCUGCCAAGAAUAGGUUGACCACUGCGAUUGAUGAUAUUGUGGGCAGGUACCAAAAGAAACCGAGCGAUUUUUCAAGGGGACGCCUUCCUUACAAAGUCGCCUGGUUCCCCACCACAAUUGAGAACAGGAUGUAUCUUCUUCUAGUUCAUACAUGUCACUAA